CUUCCCGACUAUUUAAAGUCGCGACAUCGCGGGCGGCGGCUCAGUGGAAGAAGAAGAAGGCGGCCGAGGAGGGUGGGAGUUAUUUUUUUUUUAUUUUUUUUUUCCCCCUCCACGCGAGUUUUCCGCCAUGAAUCCCAACUGUGCGCGCUGCGGGAAGAUUGUGUAUCCCACGGAGAAGGUGAACUGCUUGGAUAAGUUCUGGCACAAAUCAUGUUUCCACUGCGAGACCUGCAAGAUGACCCUGAACAUGAAGAACUACAAGGGCUACGAGAAGAAGCCCUACUGCAACGCACACUACCCCAAGCAAUCCUUCACCAUGGUGGCAGACACGCCCGAGAACCUGCGCCUAAAGCAGCAGAGUGAGCUCCAGAGCCAGAUCCGCUACAAGGAGGAGUUCGAGAAGAACAAAGGGAAGGGAUUCAGCGUGGUGGCCGACACCCCCGAGCUGCAGAGGAUCAAGAAGACUCAGGAUCAGAUCAGCAACAUCAAGUACCACGAGGAGUUCGAGCGGAGCCGGAUGGGGCCCAGCCCCAGCGAGGGCUCGGAGCCGGAGCGCCGGAGCUCCCCCGAGAGCGGCGCCUACCGGAGAGCGGAGCAGCAGCAGCCGCAGCACCACGGCCAGCCCGGGGCCACAGUUUACCAGCAGCAGCAGCAGCCGCCUCCAUCCCAGUCCUACGGCUACAAGGAGCCAACUCCGGUCUCCUCACAGCGCAACGCCCCGGCCGGAGGGGGGAAGCGUUUCCGUGCCGUCUAUGACUACAACGCGGCGGACGAGGACGAGGUGUCCUUCCAGGACGGGGACACCAUCAUCAACGUGCAGCAGAUCGAUGACGGCUGGAUGUACGGCACGGUGGAGCGCACGGGGGACACGGGCAUGCUCCCGGCCAACUACGUGGAGGCCAUCUGAGCCCUGCCCGUGUCCCCUCCCCGUGGGUGCGGCUCCUGUCCCCUCCCCGCCCUCCGAGCCGUGUCCCCGCGUCCCCUCCGGCUCCGG
Melozone crissalis (California towhee) is the source of this 994-nucleotide messenger RNA. It is a transcript of the gene LASP1, whose product is annotated as LIM and SH3 protein 1. Lineage: Eukaryota; Metazoa; Chordata; Aves; Passeriformes; Passerellidae. The transcript is spliced from 7 exons. Gene Ontology annotation, molecular function: actin filament binding. The coding region runs from base 128 to 907 and encodes 259 amino acids. Gene Ontology annotation, cellular component: focal adhesion. The record is from RefSeq and is a predicted model, not a curated record.